Messenger RNA from Fusarium oxysporum Fo47, 927 nucleotides. Its product is annotated as cation diffusion facilitator family transporter. Gene Ontology annotation, biological process: transmembrane transport; monoatomic cation transport. NCBI's taxonomy places the organism in Eukaryota, Fungi, Ascomycota, Sordariomycetes, Hypocreales, Nectriaceae. The transcript has 7 exons. Gene Ontology annotation, molecular function: monoatomic cation transmembrane transporter activity. Bases 1 to 927 code for a protein of 308 amino acids. Gene Ontology annotation, cellular component: membrane. The record is from RefSeq and is a predicted model, not a curated record.
AUGGAGGAAGUCAACGACCCUUUCAACCUCACAUCCCGACGACGCGAAGACGUAACAAAAGAACAAAUCAAGAACGAUUACCCACAAGGCGAUGCACGCUUGCUUCGGAAGUUCUAUACCCGACAAAAUAAGCUUAUAGACCAGUUUCUUGGCGUCGAUGAUGAAGAGAGGGCCCAAGCUGAAGAAGAGGCUCGAGUGGCAGGCAAGAUCAAGUUUGCAGUUAAUGCAUCCUUUGUAGUCAACUUUUGCCUUUUCGUCAUUCAGUUGUAUGCGGCUAUCUCAACGGGAUCAUUAGCGCUAUUCGCUACAGCAGCAGAUGCGUUUAUGGACCUUGUUUCUUCUUUCGUGAUGCUCAUUACCUCUUGGCUGGCGGCUCGACCAAGCAUCUACAAAUAUCCUGUUUCGCAAUUCGCAAUCACUGAUGGUGUUCUAGUCUUCAGCAAGGCAUCUCUCAUGCUGUACUGCAUGACUUACCGAAAGUAUCCAUCAGUUCAUGUGUUCUUUAUUGACCACCGUAACGACAUUGCUGUCAACAGCUUUGGCCUCAUCAUGUCGGUCGUAGGUGACAAGUUCAUCUGGUAUCUGGACCCUAUCGGUGCUAUCUGCAUCGCACUUCUGAUCCUUUUCUCAUGGAUCUCUAAUGCUUUUGAACAAAUAUGGCUACUAGUCGGCAAGGCCGCGCCCCAAGAGUUUAUUGCCAAGUUGAUCUACAUGAGUAUAACGCAUGAUGACCAGAUCUCUAUGGUCGAGACAGUAGAUAUCGUCAUGGAUGAGCAAACAUCUCUCAAGAUCAGCCAUGAUGUUGCUCAGUCACUGCAGCGAAAGAUUGAAGGGAGAUUCUACAUACGGGCAUUUGUUCACGUCGAUUAUGAGUGUGAGCACAGCAUCCAUGAAGAGCACAAGCCGCUUUAUGAUAGGAAGUUGUAA